Molecule: messenger RNA, 389 nt
Organism: Meloidogyne enterolobii
Lineage: Eukaryota; Metazoa; Nematoda; Chromadorea; Rhabditida; Meloidogynidae
Source: the annotation of a GenBank genome assembly
GAAUGAAAAAUUAUUGGGGGAAUAUUAAAGAAAAAUUAACUUCAAAAAAUGAAGAUGAAAAAAAUAGAAGAGUUGAAAAUGAUUUGUAUUAUUUUUUAAUUAAAUUACUAAAAGUGAUAGAUGGAAGGCUUUUAUUAAAUAUAGAAACACCUAGAAAAAUUAAAGAAAAUUUGUAUUUGGAAAAGAUUUCGAAAUAUUUUGUUGAACAGAUUAAGGUUAAUUGGAGUGUAUUAACUGCCAAUCAGAGACAAUUUGUUCAAGAAAUAUUUAAAUUAAAAGAAAAGGAGAUUCUAGAUGAAUGGGUAUUUAAAAUAGAAAAAAGAAUUAAAGAGUUAAAACAAAUGAAUGAGCAAUUGGAUAUAGGUUUGUGUUUUAGAGAAACGGCAUAG